UACUGCACAAGGCCAGCUGCAUAAGCCAAGCUCGCGCCGUCGCCAGCACAGCGCUCAUGCGAUCUUCCCAGGAAGCUACCGGGCUCGUUAGCGCUGGGCCCUGGCGUGUGCUGCAAUUUGACCUGACCAGUUAGAGUUGGGAUGGCUAGCUAAUCUUCAAACCUUUUGCCGCCUGGUCUCAACCACUCGCAUAUCAUAUCCCAAACUAUGGAAAAACUGGUGCAGUGAUUCGUCAACACGCGGCUGCAAGAACGCGUCACCUUGCAACAUAAAAGGCUCGAGGCAGAGUAGCCAGCCUAGCAAGAAUUUCAUCGACACGGGAUCAGGUAUUCAGGUCGAAGUAGUGAUCGAGCUCGGAGACGCCACAGCCGAUCGGCCGGCCGCCGCCCCCAUGGCCGGCGGGAGGAAGCGGGAGUGGCUGCGGAAGAAGAUGAGGAUGGCGGCCCCGACCGGGGGGCGCGGGCAGCAGCAGUCGCCGUCGCCGCGGUGGACGCUGCGCGUCCGGGCGCUGUCCGCCGCGCUGCGCCGGCGGAGGCUCGGGGCUGGCGGCCUCCCGCGCGUCGACUUCCUCCAGAUCCUGUACGAGAACGUCGUCUUCUACCUGCUGUGGGUGAUCGAGUCCGUCAUCGUCCUCGCCAAGCUCUGCUUCUUCUUCCUGCGCUUCGGCUUCCGCUUGUGACAAGCCUGGACGGCUGGACCAAGAUCUGGCCAGCGCUUCGGCAUCUUCCUGCGUGCCCUCAAUGAUGUAGCUCUCCCUUCUCUUUUUAAUCUGCCAUGCGUGCAAUCGAACAUGUAAAUACGCAAAAAGUAAAACGAUUUGUCGCCUGGUCUCCAUAUCUUUUUUUUUCUUUCCAUGAAUACCAACAUUGUGAAUGACCUGUUCAAACAACUAUGGAUCCAAGGAAUUCAUCCCAAGAUUCACAGAUAAUAAAGGCUGCUGACACGGCAAUGGAU
Messenger RNA from Panicum virgatum (switchgrass), 954 nucleotides. RefSeq lists its product as uncharacterized. Bases 392 to 679 code for a protein of 95 amino acids. Lineage: Eukaryota; Viridiplantae; Streptophyta; Magnoliopsida; Poales; Poaceae. The record is from RefSeq and is a predicted model, not a curated record. The transcript has a single exon.